AUGGCUGGAGAAAGAGGAAGAGGGCCUAACCCUGAAGAACAUGUGCCACUAAUUAUACCAGAGCGUAGUGUGGAAGAAAGAUUUCGCAAGCAUAAUCCACCAACUUUUGAUGGCCUCGGUGAUCCUCUGGAUACCGAGAGAUGGGUAAGAGCUACUGAAAGGAUACUCAACCAUGUUGGCUGUGGGGAUAGGGAGAAACUAACAUGCGCAAUUUUCCAACUUGUUGAUGAGGCUGAAUUCUGGUGGGAAUCGGUGCGACGAACCUUGACCCCUGAGCAAUGGGAGGCGUAUACGUGGAACGAUUUUAAGGAAAGAUUGUAUGAAAAGUAUAUCCCUGGAUGCUAUAGGAAGAAGAAACAGGAUGAGUUUUGGAAUUUAAGACAGGGAAAUAUGACAGUCACUGAGUACGACCGAAUGUUUAACCAGCUUUCGCGAUAUGCUCCGCAUCUAGUUGACACAGACGAGAAAAGUACGUGCAGACUAGAAGUCAAGUUUAUUAGCCAAGGUAUUUAA
Salvia miltiorrhiza (redroot sage) is the source of this 513-nucleotide messenger RNA. RefSeq lists its product as uncharacterized. The record is from RefSeq and is a predicted model, not a curated record. Bases 1 to 513 code for a protein of 170 amino acids. NCBI's taxonomy places the organism in Eukaryota, Viridiplantae, Streptophyta, Magnoliopsida, Lamiales, Lamiaceae. The transcript has a single exon.